Molecule: messenger RNA, 1504 nt
Organism: Microcebus murinus (gray mouse lemur)
Lineage: Eukaryota; Metazoa; Chordata; Mammalia; Primates; Cheirogaleidae
Source: RefSeq, a predicted model, not a curated record
GAGACAUGCACUAUUUCCAAAGCCUUUUGAGAUCUCAUGAUCUCGUUGGAUCCAGCAGGCCGCCAAGUGGGCGUUCCAGAUAAGGCGAGUGAGAUGCGGAAGGGAUGGGCGACUCCGCCACGUCAGGGACGCCCCUCAGGUUUGAGGUCUCCGCGGGGAGAGCGGCCGGGUUGCGCUGGCGCCCAGCCAGCUGGGGCUUCCGGGCUGCAGGGUCUGGGACCAGGUCACUGGUUACCCCGGCGACCGGUCGGCAGUCACGUGACGCGGGAGCACGGCAGGAUGCCCAAGAGGCUUCCGUAGGCGGGCGGGCGGUCACGUGUGGGGGGCUUGUUGGCUGGGACACCUUCCCGCCGGCUCCGGUGUCACAUGACCGGCUCAAAGCCAACAUGGCGGCUGCCGUGGUGCAGCGCCAGGACUGAGCGACAGCGACUGCAGUGGGCUCCUACCUGGGGUGAGGGGUGGCCUCAACGUGGGAUGGGGGAUCGCGUCCUCCGCAGUGCCCGACGUCACCUGAAUUCCACACGCCGCCUCUGCGCAGUGUGUCAACUGAGAUGGGGAGGCGUGACAGGGCCCGGGUCCCUUCCCACCCGUAUUCUGUGCUUCAGGGCCAGCUCCUACGGGUCUCCGGGUGCACUCCCCUCGCCUGGGCUCCCUCCAUCUUCCUUUUUCCACCUUCCUCUCUUUCCAGCCAGGCGGAUGACCCGGACGACCGGCCGGUGCCCGGCACCCCGGGGUUGCCAGGAUCCAUGGGGAACCCGAAGUCCGGAGAGCCUGAGGUCCCGGACCGGGAGGGGCUGCAGCGCAUCACAGGCUUGUCUCCAGGCCAUUCGGCUCUCAUAGUGGCCGUGCUGUGCUACAUCAACCUACUGAACUACAUGGACCGCUUCACCGUGGCUGGUGUCCUUCCGGACAUUGAGCAGUUCUUCAACAUCGGAGACAGCAGUUCUGGCCUCAUCCAGACCGGUGAGUAGAGGCAGCUCUGCUUCCUUUCCUACUGCAACUGGGGCCAUGUGCUGUCCUGCCUGGGGCCUCAUUAAUGGGGUUUAGUGGCCAGAGCUGGGGGAGGUGAUAGCUCUGAUUUUGCUCUGUGCGUGUUCUGUUUAGCCAGGACACCACAUUUAAAGAGGGAGUCAGUUUAGCUAAUGGUGAAGACAGACCUGGGUUUAAAUCUCAGCUCUUCCUUACUGUUCCAGGGUAGGCAAGGCACUCAACCUCUCUAAGCCUCAUUUUUCUUGUCUAUGAGAUGGAACUAGUAGUAACACAGGUCAUCUCGUAAGGCUGAUGUGAGGAUUAAAUGAAAUGCCUUUGAAGUGCCUAGUGCUGUGUUUGGCACAUGGUAGGCACCCAAUAAAUAAUGGGAGGAGAGGGUGUCUAGACCAGAGGGGAAUUUUUUCUUGUUCAGAAAUCUGGGUUGCAGGAGAGGCAAAGCCAGAGCCAUGUCCUCUCUUCCUUCCUUCCCUCCUUUGUUCAUUUCUCAAACGUUUCUGAGAACCCACUAUGCCAG